AACAGUAUUUUCUUUAAAAAUGUGACUUAAAAUGUUACUUCUUAUAGGUCGUUGCAUUUAAAUAGGCCACGAAUAUCUCAAGUUCUGUAAGAUCGGUUAUUUUCUAUUUUAAAAACAAUAAGGAUCUGCAAGUUUCCCAUUGAUGAAUGAGAACUUCUGCAAAACAAAUACAGUUGCCGCUGAAAAUUAUGUUUGUUGCUUUUAAACCAGGAGGUGACCAUGGGUUGUUUAGGCGGAAGAGAACAUUUGGCAGCACGGCGUCCUCGUGUAACAAGAUCCACGGAGUUUACUUGGAAAGAUGGGACAGAAUAGAUUACAAACGCGUUAAAUUUUUGCUGGCGGAUCCAAGAUAUCCAAACCUACCAAGUUUUGCAACUUGUGUUCCAACAUUCGAACAGCCGUCACGGUGGACAAACUUCUUUGGUUCUCGCUUGAGGACGUAUUUCGUUCCAUUCCAGACAGGAAACCAUUACUUCUUUCUUUCAUCCAACGCUGGGAGUGAGCUGUUUAUCAGCACCAAUGAGAAACCUGACACGAAGACGUUGAUUAGUUCCAUUGAUGGUGGAUUUACCACUUUUCAGUAUGAAUAUGACAGAUUCUCGAAUCAAAAAUCUCUCCCGGUUUAUCUGAAGAAAGGUAAAUAUUACUACAUGGAGGCUGUCAUGAAAGACGAUCAUCAGAAUGAUCACCUGGAAGCUGCAGUUCAGACACCAGAUGGGACAUUUUACAAAGUGAUACCAUCAAAGUUCCUAUGGACUUCAUUGCCGCCUCCUCCCGAGAAAAAUGCUACUUACCAAGCUGUUUUAAUCAAAGUAGCAGCACGAGCCGGCGCAAAAGCCGGUUUAGUAUUUGGAACGAAGUGGGCUAUGCGUAGUGGAGCAAAAGCAGGAGCAAAGGCUGGUGCAUUGGCAGGAAUGGAGGCUGGAGCAUCGGCAGGAGCGAGUGCUGGUGAAAAAGCCGCCAUUGAAAUGACCACAAAAACAAUCGAAGAAGGACUUAAUAGUUAUUAUGGAAGAGAUUCGCACCAAUUCAAAAUCGUUGUACAAAAUGGAAACGUGGUCUCCGUUAAGGGUCCUGCCUCAGGAGGUGGUGGAGGUGGGGGCGGUGAGGGUGGGGAUGGUGGAGGUGGAGGUGGUGGAGGUACUGGAGGUACUGGAGGUGCAGCGGGUGCAGCGGGUGCCGCGGGUGCAGCGGGUGCAGGAAGCGCAUGGGGUGGAGCUGGUGUUGCAGGUGGUGGUGGAAGCGUAGGAGGAGGAGGAGGAGGAGGAGGAGGAAGAGGAGGUGGUGGUGGUGGUGCUGCUGGCGCUGGUGCUAGUGCUGGUGCUAGUGCUGGUGCUAGUGCUGGUGCUAGCGCUGGUGCUAGUGCUGGUGCUAGUGCUGGUGCUAGUACUGGUGGUGGAGCAACAGGUGGUAGUGUGGUUUCUGGAGGGGCGGGAGUUACAACAGCGGGAUCUUCAUCUGGGGUAGUGACUGGAGCCUCGGUAACUGCAGUAGGAUCGCAAGUAACUUUAAGCGGGGGAACAGGACCAACUGGUGCGACUGCUGGCGGCAGUGAAGGCGCUCCUCAAACGGAAGCAUCUUCUGUUCAAGAAAAAGUUACGUAUAUGUUAAAGCCGGGUGAGGAUGCUCAAACUAUGGCCAGGAAGCUAGUAUGGAGACAAGGAGGCGCAAGCAAGCUUGUGCAAGAUGGAUUGUACACUGUCCAUUCCUGGGACGUUCCGUAUCCGCAGGAGAAUGGUUCCCUUAACUUCUGUUGGAGAUCUUUUAAUGGCAAGGUAGCUCUGCGACCGUUUUGUCAAGUAUUCAGAGUUCAAAUGCCUGCACUGUAUAAAAAGAUUAAACCAGGGAAAGAGAGUGCUUCUUUUGAGUCAGUUUGUCUACCGGGAUAUUUCAUGAGACAGAAGAACUAUAACCUCAUUCUCCAGAAAAGGGAUGGAUCAGAACUGUUUGAUAAAGAGAGUUCUUUCAAAGUCUAUAACGUGAUGAAAUACAGUAGAAAUUUGAUGCUAAACUCAAUGCACUCGGAUUGGUUCAUUUGUCAAAGUAAGGAUAAGAAGCUUCAUGGUUCCACGCUCAUUACACUGGACUUUUACAACGGUGAUCCAGAUGUCCUUGAGCGGUGUACAUUUUCAUUCAUGCCAAUACCGCAGAACCAAAACAAAUAUAUGCAUUGCAGAAACGUUGCUGGACCAGUUGUUCAUCCCGCCAUCAGUGGGCAGCCACUUCCUCAUCCUCAGCACUUAGUUCCGGAAGUACCACCUGUUCCUGCCCAGCCUUCCUGUAUACCCGUAUGUCCCGCUGCAGAAACUGCGGGGAGAGCACCAAUAUCUGGAUCCUCAGUCCCAGGCGGCUUUCCUUUGGAGCCUUCAAUCACAAGUUCUGAAAAGAUGUGCGUCGCCUUGAACUUCAUUAACAACUUCAGAGCACCAUUUAAGCUCUACUCUUCUCUCAAGCACGAGGCAUAUCUUGUCACUGGAUUUGGCUUUAAACUUAAACUCAUCAUUGAACGACCUGAACUACACAGUCACGUGAUAUUCAAAGCCGAGGAUCCACUUGGCAAGCACAAAAUCUUCCUGAACGGAAAACUAAGUACUUCAGAGGCAGCAGUUGCUGGCUGUCCUGAGUUUGUCAACGUGUCUGUAACGCCAGAGCAAGGUAAUGCUCCUCCCGAACCAUCUGGCAAUUUUCGAGCUUUACCACAAAGUGUUCACGCCUCCACUAACCUGGCCACUCUCAAUCCUUCUUCUUCUUUGCAUCCUCCUAUAUUUCUGAGGCAACCCUCUCCUCCUCCUCCUCCUCCU
Molecule: messenger RNA, 2801 nt
Organism: Orbicella faveolata
Lineage: Eukaryota; Metazoa; Cnidaria; Anthozoa; Scleractinia; Merulinidae
Biological process (GO): L-arabinose metabolic process
Cellular component (GO): cytoplasm
Molecular function (GO): alpha-L-arabinofuranosidase activity
Source: RefSeq, a predicted model, not a curated record